CCUCAGAUAAGUUGAAUGAUACGACCUGACUCAUGGUCAUUUUGACUUGCGGUGCCCCACUACUGCGCGAUCAGAACGCUUCUUCGGCGAGGAAAACUGUAAACUGUUGUGUGUUUCGGUAAAGAACUGGUCAGUCUCGCGAAGGUUCAACGAAGCUGAAACCGUGAGAGCAUAGCUCCAAGGAUUAGCACGCUGAACAUCCGGUUAUCGCAGUGUUGGAUUCUGCUAAGGAUUUUGAACCAUUGAGAAGCGCUUCGGAGUGGUUCGUCAGAAGUUUGCCUUGAAAGAGUGCCUCGGAAAUAAAUAAUAAAUAAGUAAAUAAGAAUAUGUAAACUAUAUAGAAGAUACUAAAAAAGUAUAACUCAACGCGCUUAAAACAUAUUCUAGAUGUCAAUAGAAAAACUGCAAUAUAGUGAUUUAAUAAAAACACAAAAAAUAAUUAAUAUUGACAUUAAACAAAUAUAACAGAUCAGAGUAAAGCGAAGGUGGAGACCCAGUCGUUGUACACUUUGUUAACAGAUUCUCACAAGAUGGCUCAAAUGUAUGUCUUGAUCGCAUUACUGUCACAACUGCUUUUUACGCUAAUACAAGGACAGCAAUCUCCGUGUCCUCAAUAUUUCAGAUAUAUACUCAAACCGGGAACAGACGAAACGAUAGGACAGAUUGAAAUCCAAUCUCCGCCAAAAGUUAGCGAACUCCGUUUGAAAGUGGGUUUAAAACUUACUGCUGAGUUGCCUACAAAAAAUUAUGGUCAUCUAAAAUUAGCACAAUCGACCGAAGACUCUGCUCAAGCUGUUUUACAGGGCAGGAGUUUGUUAUAUCACAUUUAUUUCCCUUUACGUCAACCACUUCCAACAUUGAUCGCGAUAUGGUUCAAUGGUAAAAAAUAUUGUACGGGUCUCGAUGCAACAGAAGGUGUUAUGACUACUACUAUUACUACUAUCACAUUGGAACAUGCUCUGUAUCUGCCAAAUAUGCCUUCGCCAAAUUCGCCACCGAAUGAAUCGCAUCAGAACUCGACACCAAAACCGGAACAACAACAGAGUACUCCGAGGAAAGCCACCGUCCCUUCCUCUCAAAAUGAAUUACUAAAUAUGUUCCCGAAUCAAGUCGGACAAAUUUCGCAAUAUAAUAAUGACAAUGUAUUCCUGAAGAACCCGACCUCAGGUCAAGCAGCCUCACAAUAUGAUAUUAAUCAUAAUAAUAUGUUUCUAAAGCCAUUUAUUAUUAAAAUUCCACUAUAUAGUAACAAUAAUAACACAUUCUUGCGGCCAAAUCAAUCCUCUAGACCUCAGCCAAACCAGUCUCCAGCCAAACCAGUUCCGCAACAUAAUAAUAAUAAUAAUAAUAAUAAUAAUAAUAAUAAUAAUAAUAAUAAUAAUAAUAAUAAUAAGAAUAAUAAUAAGAAUAAUAAUAAUAUCAACAAUAAUAAUGAAUGUGGCAUCAGCAGCCGCUCUGGAAAUGCAAAUCUUUUGAUUUCUAAUGGGCAGGAAACAUUGCCUGGCGAAUGGCCGUGGUUAGUGGCAAUUUUCCUCGUUACACAUAAAUAUGAAUUUCAAUGCGCUGGAACCAUUCUGACAAAUAAACAUGUCCUAACAGCGGGGCAUUGUGUGAAGAACCAUGAAAGCAACGAAACUAUACCUCCUAAUGUAUUGGCUGUGGCAUUGGGGCGAUUUAAUUUAUUCGGAUUUCGCGAGGUAGGAACCGUGAAUCGGGAAGUUGCAAGUUACACGAUUCAUCCCGAUUAUACGCAUAGCAUCUCCAGCGAUUCCGAUCUGGCGAUUUUAAAUCUUAGAGAACCUGUGGAAUAUAACUAUUUCAUCAAACCUAUUUGUCUGUGGUCCGGUUCAUCUGAUCUUCACAACAUCAUCAGUAGAAGGGGAUACGUCGUGGGUUGGGGCAAAGACGAAUUCGGUCAUGAUCACACCGAUCAUCCACGGAUGGCGAUAAUGCCGAUAGUCAGUCUGGAGAUCUGUCACUGGAAUUCCCCAAGUUUCGUCACACUCACCUCGAAUCGUACCUUUUGCGCGGGUAUGCGAGAUGGGAGCGCUCCUUGCAAUGGUGACAGUGGAACCGCACUUGUACUUUUCGAUAAUACCACAGACCGUUAUAUAUUGCGUGGUGUUGUUUCACGAACAGUGUGGAGCCAUGAACCAACAUGUGAUCUCACGAAGUACACCGUCUUUGUCGACGUGGCUAAAUAUCUAGUUUGGAUUCAACAGCAGAUAUCCACAACGUAAUAAUAGUUUCUUAUUUCAAAAUGCAAAAUAUGCUAGACAACACUUUACGUAAAAUUUAUUUGCUACAACACAGGCCGGUUGUUUCACCUUUUGGUAAAUUUUACCUAUUAGAUAAAUCUGGCAAUCCACGCAUGUGAUUGGGUAAUCUUGCUACUUACCCAAUAGGUAAAAUUUAUCAAAAGGUGGCACAAUCGAUCCUUAAGGAAGCAUUGACAAAUGCAUACUACUUAAACUAUGUUUUUAUUAUAUUUUCUAUUACUGAUUUGUACACGAAU
Molecule: messenger RNA, 2515 nt
Organism: Trachymyrmex septentrionalis
Lineage: Eukaryota; Metazoa; Arthropoda; Insecta; Hymenoptera; Formicidae
Product: transmembrane protease serine 11D-like
Exons: 6
Coding region: 531-2240 (569 amino acids)
Biological process (GO): proteolysis
Molecular function (GO): serine-type endopeptidase activity
Source: RefSeq, a predicted model, not a curated record